Messenger RNA from Mangifera indica (mango), 1076 nucleotides. Its product is annotated as peroxidase 13-like. The transcript is spliced from 4 exons. Gene Ontology annotation, molecular function: heme binding; peroxidase activity. Gene Ontology annotation, biological process: response to oxidative stress; hydrogen peroxide catabolic process. The coding region runs from base 22 to 993 and encodes 323 amino acids. Lineage: Eukaryota; Viridiplantae; Streptophyta; Magnoliopsida; Sapindales; Anacardiaceae. The record is from RefSeq and is a predicted model, not a curated record.
UGGUCACCAUCAUCUUUCAAUAUGUUGAAUUGCAAUUCGAUGCAUCUGCUUUUUGCUCUCUUUAUCAUUCAUAUCCUAUUUUGUUCUUCACGAGGACAACUUCUAGUGGGUUUCUAUUCCCAGACAUGCCCCACUGCUGAGUCCAUUGUGCGCUCUGUUGUUGAUGAAACCAUUAAACAGGACCCUGGAAACGCUGCUGUUUUAUUAAGGCUUCAAUUUCAUGACUGCUUUGUUGAGGGCUGUGACGGGUCAAUUCUUAUUAAUAAUGGUGCUGAAGGCGAGGGAGGAGCAGGAGGAAAUUUAGGAGUCGGCGGUUUUGAUAUUAUAGAAGAUGCCAAAUCAAAGCUGGAAAGCGUUUGCCCUGGAGUUGUUUCUUGUGCGGACAUUGUGGCUUUGGCUGCUAGAGAUGCCGUGUCUUCGGCGAAUGGACAAUUUUAUGAAGUUCCAACUGGUCGAAGGGAUGGACGAGUUUCAAGUAAAACUCUGGCAGCAAAUCUUCCCGACGUUGAUGACUCAAUUCAGCUUCUCAAAUCCAAAUUCUGGCAAAAGGGUCUUUCCGAUAAAGACUUGGUUCUUCUUAGCGCUGGUGCGCAUACAAUUGGCCUCACAGCCUGCUUCUUCAUGCAAAAACGACUCUACAACUUCACCACGACCGGUGGCUCUGAUCCCUCGAUCAAUCCUGGCUUCCUCAAAUUACUUAAGGCAACAUGCCCUUUCAAUGGCGACCCGAAUGUGAAAAUACCUCUUGACCCGGUGAGUGAAUUUACGUUAGAUGAUCAGAUUUUUCUCAACAUUAAAAAUGGUUUGGCAGUGAUUGCGUCUGAUGCGAGGCUCUAUGAUGACAACAACACAAGGCGGAUUCUGGAGUCUUAUAUUGGCUCUGAACGAUCUUUCCAGGCAGAUUUCGCUGAAGCAAUGGUGAAGAUGGGGAAAAUUGACGUCAAAACUGGUUCACAAGGAGAGAUUAGGCGAGUCUGUAGCGUUGUUAAUUAAGUGGUUUAGUGAUAAUUAGUGUUUGUUAAAAGUGAUGUCUAUGAGUCGAUCCAUUAAGAAAAUAAAAUAAGGUGUUUUUAAUA